AUGCAGCGAUCCAACAGCUUGUCCGAGCUGCGCCACGGCGUGUUCUCGUCCAAGAAGCUCGUCCGCAUGCUCUCUCCACCCAAAAUCUCGCCCCUCUCGCGCAUCAUCCUAUCGCUCACUGCCAUCAGCGGCGUGACGGUGCUCAACUCUUUCCUGGGAGGAGCGCUGACGGUGGCAUUGCCCUCCAUUGCAAAAUCGAUCGGUCUCUCGCAAGAGUUGCUCUCGUGGCCACUCUCCAUGUUCUCGCUCGUGAGCGGUGCGUUGCUGCUCAUCGCCGGCGCCAUGGCUGACGCUUUCGGGCGGAGACGUGUCUUCCUCUUGGGCGUCGCCGUCUUUGCGGCAGUCUCGAUCACCACCUCCUUCAUGCAAUCUGGAACGGGCCUGAUCGGAUGCUGUGCUGGCUUGGGUCUGGCCGCCGCCAUGCUCAUCCCUGCGGGAGUGGGCAUCCUUGGCAGCUCGAUCCCGGAAGGUCCCAUCAAGAACCGUAGCUUUGCACUCAUCGGCGCUGCCCAGCCCAUCGGCUUCAUCCUGGGUCUCAUUCUCGGUGGUCUGCUUGCGAAUAACUGGCGCAUCAUCUUCUGGAUCCUGGGCGCUUUCGCCAUCGGUCUCGGAGCGUGUGCGUACGUGUCGCUGCCAAACGAGGGCGAGGAGCUCAUUCCAACUGCCGCAAACUCGCGUGCCAGCUCGGUCCUCCAUCUGCCCACCAAUGCGGCUGCAGUUUCGGUCGAAGGACGCGCCUCCACCACGUCGGUACCGCACAAUCUGGACGAGCUUUCUGCGUCCGCGGGCUUAGCUGGUGCCAGCGACAGCACCAGCCGCUCGAUGCGACUCAAGACCUUCGACUGGUUUGGCGCAUUCAUGUCCACCAGUGGCCUGGUCAUGCUGACGUUUGCACUUGCCGAUGCCGAGUCGGCGCCGCACGGCUGGAAGACCUCGUACGUGCUGGCGCUGCUUCCGACAUCCGUGUCGCUGCUUGCGGCCUUCAUCUCCUGGGAGCGAUAUCUCGAACGCAGGCAGCGCACCUACGAGACGGGCGCGUCUGUUGCAGCCACCAAUCAUCAAACGCGCAACGCAACGUUCUUCAAGGCACCACCCACCACGCCGCUGCUGCCGCCGGCCAUCUGGCGAGCGCCGCGCUUUGGAGCGGUACUGCUGGUCAUCUUCCUCGCCUGGCUGUCGUUCAACGUGAUGUCCUACCUCAGCACUUUGGUGUUCCAGGAGGUGCAGCAUGUUUCGGCCACCAAGACCUCGCUCUUCUUCCUUCCCAUGGUCGGCAUGGGUCUGGCGCUCAACGUGCUGGCUGGUGCUGUCGUCGGAAGGGUCCCCGCCGUCUGGCUUAUCGUGGGAGGUGCUACCGCUGGUGCAGCUGCUUGUCUCAUUCUGUCUCUGGCCGUUGAACCCAGCACGCCGUACUACAAAGCCAUGCUUUACGUCCUCAUCCUCCAGGUCGGUCCGGAUGUCUUCUUCCCCGCGGGCUCUCUGUACAGCUCCAAGUCCGUUGGACGACAGCAUCAGGCACUUGCGGGAUCGUUGUUCAACACCACUAUCCGUGUAGCGACAUCGCUGGGUCUGGCCAUCUCUUCGACCAUCUCAACUUCGGUCACCAAGGCUGCCGUGUCCAGUGCCAAGAGUCAUACGACGCUUCUGCUGUCGCGAGGUCUUUCACUGCAUCCGUCGAUGCUGCUGACCGGAUCUUCGCUCGUCAAGCGCGCGGGUGGUGCAGCGGUGGAUGCAGGUAGCAGCGAAACGGUACCAGUCGAAGCACUGCUUAAGGGAUACAAGGCUGCGUCUUGGUUCUGCUUUGCCUGUUCUGUGCUGUCGAUCAUCGUCGCCUUGGCAAGACUCAGGUCCAUCGGCAUCGUCGGCGGAAUGGAGGGCAAGUCAGAGGACAGCUCGGUCAAUCCUACACGUCCCAACUCGCCACAGCUCCCUCAAGACGAUAGCGCGUACGAGCUCAAGACGAUGGUAGAGCCGCGCGACCGCAAGGCCUCUACCUCGGCCCUUCCCCGUCGCUAG
This is a messenger RNA of Moesziomyces antarcticus, 2016 nucleotides long. Its product is annotated as efflux transporter. Bases 1 to 2016 code for a protein of 671 amino acids. The record is from RefSeq and is a predicted model, not a curated record. Gene Ontology annotation, cellular component: membrane. Lineage: Eukaryota; Fungi; Basidiomycota; Ustilaginomycetes; Ustilaginales; Ustilaginaceae. Gene Ontology annotation, biological process: transmembrane transport. Gene Ontology annotation, molecular function: transmembrane transporter activity. The transcript has a single exon.